ACCGUACAAUAUAUAUUUUUUCCGUGCAGGUGGACAUCGAGAUCAACGGAGAGCCUGUAAGUUUGCACAUGAAGUUGGGAGAAAAUGGAGAAGCCUUUUUUGUUAAAGAAGCUGAGAACACACUGGAAGUUGUUCCAGCCUACCUGGCAACGUCUCCCAUCAUGUCGACAGGCGAGGAGCUGAUGAACUCCCAGUUGAGCAGGAGCAGCACACGUCACCGCGACAACGCGAUGUGCAGCUCGCAUCCUGUCCAGAGCAUCGGGCCGCAGCAGGGCGAAGGAGGCAUGAAUAAAAAGAGGAGGAAGAGAAGGAGGAAGGCUCGGCCAGAUGGUGGAGGAGCGAGGCGGGACGAAAGCGGAGAGGAGUUUUCAGAUGAUGAUAACAUGUUCACCAUUGACCUGAGCUCUGAUGAGGAGCGAGGAGAUGGUGGAAGAACUCUACACAGUGAUCAAGGCUCGGCAGCCAACACGCACCCCAGUACGGACUGGACGCGUCCACAGAGUCAUGUGAUAAAGGAGACUCUGUCCAUCCCUCCGUCCUGCGGUCUGUCCAUCUCUUGUCCGCAGCAGACCCCUCAGUUUUCCUCCCAAUUUAGCAACCUAGAUGACUCUCGGUCUCCCACGCCCAAGAGCGACUCUGAGCUUGCCAGUCGAGCUAAAGACAACCCAGAGAUGCUGUGGACCUGGGGGGAGCUGCCACAAGCCGCUCAGCCAUCCUUCCUGACUUCCCAUCAGAAGCAGGAAUGUGCCACAUCAGUCUCCAUUCCUGUGUCCUCCAGCACUCACUUCAGAAGCAUCAGUGAUGGCGGACCCCACUCCCGACCUCACUAUACCUCCCAGCAAGGCGAGAUGCAUGGUGACAGUAGAGCCAAGCACCCUGACUGUGGGAAUGAGGAAAGGAUAGCUGAAGAGCAUGAAAGCACGGUGGACAGUGUGGGUGCGUCAUGUGCAGAGCUGGAGAGUUUAACGGCAUGUUCGGUGGCUCCGAGCUUCCUCCCUCAUCUGGAGGAAGGUGGGAACAGAGGAAGCCCAAUCAGAAGAACGGAUUCACCUUCCAAGAGGAAAGAGAAAAGAAGCCAGCACCUUGGUGCUGAUGGGGUAUACUUGGAUGAUCUUACUGAGCUGGAGCCGGAAGUAGCUGCUUUGUAUUUCCCUAAAAGCGAUGGAGGCGGCAGCUCGAUGAAGGUGGACUCAGAGGCGAUGAUGACUGGCGUCCGCAGUGCAAAUCAGUCCCCGCAGUCAGUAGGCAGCUGCGGGAUGGACAGUGGUGUGGACAGUCUGCUGGACCACUUGGGAGACCUUCCUCACGUAGCCAUCUCGCUCUGCGGCGGACUGUCUGACAACAAAGAGAUCACACGAGAGCAAUUCCAGGAGAGGGCAGUUUCCUACCAACAGUUUUCGGAAAACCCUUCCCUUAUCGAUGAUCCCAACCUGGUGGUGAAGAUUGGUAACAAGUACUACAACUGGAGUACGGCGGCUCCGGUCAUGUUGGCCAUGCAGGUCUACCAGAAGCCAUUGCCACAGUUUUGGUGUUUGAGUUAUUUUUUUUCUGCUUUCGGCCUCUUCUCGUACUGCCUUCCUGGUCUGUUUGGCCCCAGACCUGCUGAGCCCGCCUCCGUGGAGAACAUCAUGAAGGACAAGAUGCCCAAGAAGGGAGGGCGUUGGUGGUUCUCCUGGAGGAGCAGAAAUAGUGACUCCAAAUCGGAGUCAGCGACAGAGGCUGCAGAAGACCGAGACGAGAGUUCCACCAUCACGGCAGCAGCUGUUAGAAUGAAAGAUGAGUCGUCUUCCAGUGACGAUGACCGCAGACCCACUUUGGUGUCUGGAACCUGCCAGACUGACGCCCACCUUGCUUCUGGUAACGUUUGUUACAAGAAGACUCUUCGGCUCACUUCAGAUCAGCUGGUGAACUUGCAGCUGAAAGAGGGUCCAAACGAAGUGGUUUUCAGCGUGACCACACAGUAUCAGGGCACGUGUCGUUGCCAUGGCACCAUUUACCUUUGGAACUGGGAUGACAAGCUGGUGAUCUCCGACAUCGACGGGACCAUCACCAGGUCAGACACACUGGGCCACAUCCUCCCCACGCUGGGAAAAGACUGGACCCACCAGGGCAUCGCGAGACUCUAUCACAAAGUCAGCCAAAAUGGAUAUAAAUUCAUGUACUGCUCGGCGAGGGCCAUCGGUAUGGCCGACAUGACCCGAGGUUACCUGCACUGGGUCAACGAGAGGGGAACUAUGCUGCCGAUGGGCCCGGUGAUGCUCAGCCCCAGCAGCCUGUUUUCUGCGUUGCACAGGGAAGUGAUUGAGAAAAAACCUGAGAAGUUCAAGAUCGAAUGCCUCACUGACAUUAAGCACCUUUUCUACCCCAAUACUGAACCCUUCUACGCUGCUUUCGGCAACAGAGCUACAGAUGUGUAUUCCUACAAGGAGGUGGGCGUUCCUCUCAACAGGAUCUUCACUGUCAAUCCAAAGGGGGAAGUAAUACAGGAACAUGCCAAAACCAACAUCUCCUCUUACGGGCGCCUGUGCGAGAUGGUCGACCACGUCUUUCCCGUCCUCCUGCAAAAACAAGGGACCGACUUUGCCUGUUCUGAAACUUUGAAUGAGUGUGAUUAUUGGAGCAAGCGACAACCUGAUGAAUGCAACCAGGACAAGGAAGAAGAAGGCUCACAGAUUCUGGAGAGCAGCUGAGUACACUGAAAUAUUUCAUUCACGAGUGAGGAUGAGACUGAAACCAAAUUGAUGUCGAAUGUGAUUUAACACUGUGCCGUUAUUCAACAACCAUCCAAUAAGCUCACUGUUAGGCAUCUGUAAAAAUAGGAAGCUGUUAAGUAGAAGAAAACCUCAUAACUUCAGGAUACCUCAAAAUUAGCACAAUACGAACAAAUAAUGGAGACUGACAGCAUGUUGUACAAAGACACGUUUACUGACUCACCAACACAAAAAGCACAGCUAGCAGUUAACUACUCCGCCGACAUACCUUACAUAUCAAUUGAAUGACUAGUUUAGCCCAUAUACAGAUCAUUAAUAUUUGUAUCGUAGUCUUAAUAUUUUAACAACAGUACCUUAUUUUAAAGUCCCUGUAAAGUGACAAUAAAUGUCUCCUAAAUUCGACACAUCACAGAGAACAGUGUUGUUAAUAACCCUGCCAAAUUUGAAUGAAUUUCUAAAAACGGCAAGUAUAUAAAAUAAGGCUUUAUAGUCGCGUAAAAUCAAGCAUUUGUCACAGCUCUCAAACACUGUGGGCAUGUCCGAUGAAUGCAUUGAAAACAGGUCCCAUUCAACUGUUAGAUGUCAAACCAGAACCCCUAUCACACAUGCAUGCACAUAAAUUUAUGUUUGAGAAUAUACAUUAAAGCCUGUGGCGGCUGGAACACAUCCUACUGGGUAGUCGCAUCAACGAGGCACUCUAAUGCGGUCACGCCAGCACAAAGCUGGCUGUCAAAUCUGACCUCCCCACCCCACCCUCGCCUCGCUGAACCCCUUCGCUCCAUAAAGUGCGCACACUCACGGCUUACAAGGAGGCACGCUACAGCGACUACGACAGCGGGCUAACCGAAGGAAAGAUGCAUUUUCAGGGUGUCGGUAUAACCAGAUAGACAACUGCACAUUGCAAUUGCACCAAAUAACCAUUGAUGCAAACAAAGGCACUCACAUUUUUAAAUAGUGAGGGCGUUUUCGGUGAUUAUCUUCAAAUGUGCAAACAUUGAAAUCUUUUAAUUCACUUUACAGGGUCUUUAACUACACGAUAGGACAAAACACAAGAUACACCUCUCAAUAUAACCAUAGGAAUAAAGAUACUAUUAGAAGAAUCUCUGACAUGUCCGUGAAAACAGAGAGCAUUAUUAGUGUCUCAUGAGAGCGUCCCAGAUGACGUGUCACACCUCAAACUAAAACACCGAGGUCACCUCUGACAUGUCCCCUCGGUUCACUGAUGCAGUCCGAUAAACACGUUUGGUCACGUGACCACACUACUGUGAAAUUCUGAUAGGUACAUACACGCAGGACAAUGCAAUUGGUGACAUGGAGUAAUCUUGUGCACUUGUGUACACGAUAUGUUCCUGUCAUUAUUACUAUCAAUGCAACUUCUUAUGGCAGGACUCAUUCACUGCUAUGUGAAUUUUAUUUUCUUUUUAAUUAUUUGUUGCAUUGCAUAUAUUGAGAUGCAUUUAUGUUCACUCACACCUCCUGGGAAAGCCACUGUCUAUAGGAAAAAAAACGUUCUAUACAAAUGAUCUUGCUAAUGGUCGGUGCUCACUAAAGCAAUAGAAUUACAGUAAAAGUCUUUGGGAGGCCGUUGUUUUAAGUCAUAAUUUAUAUGCAACAAAUUCCCACUCAGAAUGCAAAUUGAAUGUUUCUGAAUCAUUUAUGGUCAUGUGUUUUUAGUCAUUUACCACAAUUAUGUUCACAAAAUUGACUUUUUACAACUACUGAUCAAAAACUGUACUCGUGUAGUGUGCGCGUGUGUGCGCGCGCUUGUGUGUGUGUGUGUGCCUAUAUGUGCCAUUCUUAUUGUAACAUUGUUAAGCAUCACCGUAUUAUAGCAGCAUCACUCACUGGUCUUCUCAUUUCUCUUAAUAAGUGCAUUGUUUUUCCUCAUCACUAGCUUUGUUUUGUGUGUGUGUGCGUGUGCGUGUGCGUGUGCGCGUGUGCGUGUGCGUGCGUGCGUGUGCGUGUGUGUUUAUUAUGGAGUAAUAUUUAUAACACAUCCAAUGCAAUCCACCUCUCAAGAUUUUUAGUGAGCAUUUUUAUGAUCGUUGAAUUCUUUCUGUGAAAGAUCUAAUAAAAUUGUUGACAA
This is a messenger RNA of Hippocampus zosterae (dwarf seahorse), 4797 nucleotides long. RefSeq names its product lipin 1a (gene lpin1a). Gene Ontology annotation, cellular component: nucleus; mitochondrial outer membrane. Bases 69 to 2690 code for a protein of 873 amino acids. Gene Ontology annotation, molecular function: phosphatidate phosphatase activity; transcription coactivator activity. Gene Ontology annotation, biological process: triglyceride biosynthetic process; fatty acid catabolic process; positive regulation of transcription by RNA polymerase II. The transcript is spliced from 22 exons. The record is from RefSeq and is a predicted model, not a curated record. Lineage: Eukaryota; Metazoa; Chordata; Actinopteri; Syngnathiformes; Syngnathidae.